Messenger RNA from Varanus komodoensis (Komodo dragon), 1747 nucleotides. It is a transcript of the gene DYNC2LI1, whose product is annotated as dynein cytoplasmic 2 light intermediate chain 1. Gene Ontology annotation, molecular function: dynein heavy chain binding. The transcript has 11 exons. The annotation marks the transcript as partial. Lineage: Eukaryota; Metazoa; Chordata; Lepidosauria; Squamata; Varanidae. Gene Ontology annotation, biological process: intraciliary transport involved in cilium assembly; intraciliary retrograde transport. Gene Ontology annotation, cellular component: ciliary basal body; cytoplasmic dynein complex; axoneme. The record is from RefSeq and is a predicted model, not a curated record.
UUGGUAACGAACAGAAGCGUUCAUGAUCCAAGGGAUGAAAUUCCAAAACCAACACUUGCAUUGGAGUAUACUUUUGGAAGAAGAGCAAAAGGGCACAAUACACCCAAGGACAUUGCUAAUUUUUGGGAACUAGGUGGUGGAACUUCACUGUUGGACCUGAUUCCCAUACCUAUAACUACUGCUAAUAUAAGGACAGUUGCUAUUGUUUUGGUUUUGGAUCUUUCAAAACCAAAUGAACUCUGGCCAACUAUGAAUAUUCUUCUGCAAGCCACAAGGAAGCAUGUAGACAGAGUUAUAACAAAACUGGGACAAACCAAUCCUAGAGCAGCUGCUGAUAUUAAACAGAAAAAGUGGAACAAUUUGCCAAAGGAUCAUCCAGAUCAUGAGCUGAUUGAUCCAUUUCCAGUUCCACUAGUUAUAAUUGGAAGUAAAUAUGAUAUGUUCCAUGAAUUUGACUCUGAGGUGAAAAAAAUAAUAUGCAAGACACUUCGAUUUGUUUCUCAUUACUAUGGAGCAUCUUUAGUGUUCACCAGCAAAUCUGAAGCUCUCCUGUUGAAAACACGCACUCUAAUUAACCACCUGGCCUUUGGGUUCGAUAGAAACAAAUCCAUGUCAGUGGAUCAGAAUAAACCACUCUUUAUUCCUGCAGGAAUGGACUCUCUUAGUCAAAUAGGUCCCCCUCCUGCUGCUGAUAUUGAUAUUGGAAAGUUGCAUGCACAGACACCUAUGGAUCUAUGGAAAAAGGUAUUUGAGAAAGCAUUUCCAGCAAAGAAUAUUGGUGUUUUCAAAGAAGUCAAGGACCCAGCUCAGGAUCCACAAUAUGCAGAGUAUGAAGUCGAUGCCAUGCGAGCUCAGAAGAACCAGGAGCUAGAACAGUACAAAAGAAAUGCCUCCAAAACCUGGAAAGAAAUGGAGUUUGAUUCUUGAAAAAGAUCUAUCUCUCAACAAGAUUUCAAUGCUGAUGCUGUAUUUUGUACAGUUAAGUUGAUUCCUGUAAGCUUUGUACACUUAUAAAAUGUGCAAAUGUUCUAAAUUUGUCAUUGUUAUUAAUUAUGAAUAAAGUGGGGAUUAUGCCUGAAUUAAACUCAUUAAGAGGAGAUUCAGAUGUUGCUUAAACAUUUUAGAAAUUAGCAUGGGUGCUAAGUGGUUUCUGGGGAAGUUCAGAAACUUUUCCAGAAGUUCUGAAAAAUAGCCUUAACAACCAGUUGCUGCUCCAUUCCUACCUUUAGUUCUGCUACAACACACAUACAAAGCUCAGGCUACCCCCUACAUUUCAGUGGAGGCAUAUUUAUGGAUCUGCUGCUUAUAAUAAUACUGCAGUGGAUCUUAAAAUUGGGCUAGAGCGAGGGAAUGGGAGCAGGCAUGGGGAAUGUGUGGGGCACCAGCUAUAUGUGUGGGGCACCAGCCCUAGCCAUUAGUGAGGGAUGGUUGCAGUUGCAUUUCAUAAAUUGUGGUAUGAUAUUUUUCCAGUUACAACAGACAUACCUAUACUUUGUCAGCAUAACAUAUAUAAGAUAAAAUACACAUUUUAAUUUAGACUAAUUUAAAGUGUAAGUUAUUGUACUAAAGCUUUUAAUUGCCAUUUCUUUAUAAAGAAUAUUUUUAUUUAAAAUUGAAGCACUCAUAAAUUUUUGCCAAUCUUAGCAAAAGAAUGCUUUGGAAUACAGCUAAGGAAUUUCAUGUUUAUAUAUAUCUUUACAGGUUGUUAUUUGGAACCCAUUAAACAUUUCAAAUUAGUAAAAGCAAA